Pyrus x bretschneideri (Chinese white pear) is the source of this 1030-nucleotide messenger RNA. Its product is annotated as agamous-like MADS-box protein AGL12. Bases 211 to 819 code for a protein of 202 amino acids. Gene Ontology annotation, molecular function: RNA polymerase II cis-regulatory region sequence-specific DNA binding; protein dimerization activity; DNA-binding transcription factor activity, RNA polymerase II-specific. The record is from RefSeq and is a predicted model, not a curated record. Gene Ontology annotation, cellular component: nucleus. The transcript has 7 exons. Gene Ontology annotation, biological process: positive regulation of transcription by RNA polymerase II. Lineage: Eukaryota; Viridiplantae; Streptophyta; Magnoliopsida; Rosales; Rosaceae.
UAUAUAAGGCACUAAGCUCUUGAUAUUUAGAGGCAAACCGUACGUCAGUUCUAAGUUCCGAGAGAGGAGGAUUGCAACAACCUCGAAGCUAGUUCAAACUAGUGGGAGGUUGUCUGCAGAGGAAAUUAAACAGCCACCAAAUUUUUGUAUCAGCCAUAUAUAUACUCAUACAUAUAUACAGUUCAACUUUUGAUAUAUCGAUUGCUCGAUAUGGCUCGCGGAAAGGUUCAGGUGAAGAGGAUCGAGAACCCGGUGCACAGGCAAGUUACUUUCUGCAAGCGCCGAGCAGGGCUCCUGAAGAAGGCUAAGGAGCUGUCUGUGCUGUGUGAUGCUGAGAUUGGAGUUUUCAUUUUCUCCUCCCAAGGAAAGCUCUUUGAACUAGCCACCAAAGGAAGCAUGCAAGGGCUUAUUGAGAGGUACAUGAAGAUGAAGCCCACCCGAGCACCUCAGACAGAGCAAACCAUGGAAACACAAACUCUGGAUGCGAAAAAGGAGAUUAACUUGAUGAAACAGGAGAUUGAAAUACUACAAAAAGGUCUCAGGUAUAUAUUUGAUGGAGGUGCUGGGACAAUGACUUUGGAUGAACUACAAGUGCUUGAAAAACAUCUUGAAACGUGGAUUUAUCAUGUCCGCUCGGCAAAGAUGGACAUAUUGUUCCAAGAGAUCCAGCUGUUGAGGAACUCGGAAGGAAUUCUGGCAGCUGCAAAUAAGUAUCUUCAAGAUAAGAUUGAAGUGAACACUGGAGCUAAUGACUUUAUGCCAAUAGCAACUGACAACACAUAUCCACUAACCAUACCAAAUGAUAUAUAUGAGUUUUAGAGAAGUAACUAUGCUUUAUAUAAUGGUUUAGUAUUCUUAUUGCCAAGUGUGUGGUGUGGUUUAAAAAUUUUCAUAAAUAAAUGUUACUAAGAAUCAUCCAGCUAUCUAUGGCUGACAAUAUUGCAUGCAUAUUGUUGUAUUGUACAAUAUGGUAUUGCUAUUGAAGUGCAUUGUAAGGUAAUUUAAUGAUAUGCAUAAUAUUAUGGUGUGA